GUGGACGCACGUCGUCGUAAUACAGAAAGGCAUGUGCAAAGUGAAACGUGCCAUGCGUGCUGUGUAAGUAGGCGGUGUUUGUUGGAUCGAUGAAACUGAAGAGGAUGCUCUGGUUUAAAAAAAAAAAUACAUAUGUGCUGAUGAUGAAUACAUGUACAUAGCAUAGAUUUAUCACCACGAGUGAAAGUGUUGGAUCUUUAGACUGGUGCGAAAACGAGUUUUAGCUAUUGAUCUGAGGACGAUCCGUUAAUGGGAAUCGAGCAAAGACAUAAAUUGCUCACUGAUCAAUCCCUACAGUGACGAUCAAUGCUUCCGGCAAAAUUAAUACAACUAUAAAAGUGCCGUGGGACUUGAAACCUCCCUCUCCAAACUCACAGAUUCAGAUUUUAUCUGGUCUCAACUCUAACCGAACGUUCAAUCUAUUCACAUCGAUUUGUGUUCCAAGCGAGUACGACAGGCGGUGUUACUACUUAUACAUACAUACGACAAUAUUAUCCAUUUGUGGACGUGAAAGUUGUAGAAUUUUCACGUGAAUUACAGAAUAACAAUUAGUGGGUUUGAUAUUUUUCUUUCCAAUUGGAUUGGUACUUACUAAGAUGAUUGCACGAACUUUGUUAUUGAUUGCCAUUGGUGUUCAAGUCAUCGGAAUUCAAUCUCUUACUAAUUCUGUUAAUGAAACGGGAAUUUUUGAACCUCGGAAAAACCAAACACCUUUACAUAAAGUCGAACUAACACAACGUGGUUAUAUUCAGUUCUUGAGAUGGAUGAUACCAGUACCGGAAAUCAACGAAUUUACAUUUUGUGUCUGGGUCAAGUCUAUGAAUCUAACGUAUCCACACUCGAUAUUUUCCUAUUCGAAGAAUGAAACAGAACGACUGGUGAGAGCAUGGAUCGCACCUCAGGGUCGAAGCAUUCAUUUGGAGAUCAAUAGUACCAACAUAUUUAAUCACCCCACAUUUAUUCAAGAGCAUCAAUGGUACCACAUUUGUCAGAGCUGGCAUGGUGCUAGUGGACGAUACGGAUUGUGGAUUGAUGGACAAAUAAUUCUGGAUGGAUACGCACCAGAGAUGGCAGGCCAUGUUAUUCCAAAGGAUGGAGAUCUAGUUUUAGGUCAAGAGUACACGGAUUUUGAUAAAGGACUGGAAGAAGGGAUUGAAGGAGCAGUUUUUGGAUUUAACUUGCUCUUAUUAUCAGCUUUUGCACCAUCGAGUUUAUCCUUUGAAAGAAAUCAACUGGGAGAUGAUGCGCCUGCUGGUAUCCAUUUUCCAGUUGAAGAUUCCUCUGAGGUCACAAACAUAGGCCCUGCUAUUUUUCCGCCUGUUCAUUCGAGAUAUGCUCGAGAGCCUGUAAUCCCUGAAUUUCACACGUCCCAAUCACAUAUCGUACGGAUUAGGAAACCAAAGCAAGUAUCAAUAAUUCCAACACAGAUAAGAGGUAAGAAUUUGUCGUGGUUGAAGCCAACAUCCGUAGCACCAUUGGGAUUACAACUGAUAGAAACAGGCUACUAUCACUGCAAAGUUGGCCGUGGUAGUCCUUUCCUUGGAGGAUCUAAACUUCUAAUCUCAUGGACCAGAACACCUGUCGGUGUUUUUGGUGGAGCGAUUUUAAAAAAUGUCGACAGCCGUUGUGGUGUUUUUAAUCCUCUUUAAUAUUGUAAAACUAUUUUCAACUUUUGGUUGUUGAAAAAUUUUAUUAAACUUAAUGGGUAUUGCUAUAGAUUUGGCGUUGCUCGUUUUUCCACCAAAAUAAAUAAUCAAACUUUGUUAACAAUGAAAAAAUAACCCAUUAAGGCUAAUGAGAAAUAUAACAGGGAUACCAAGUUUUACACGAAAAGCAUGUUUACUUAAUUGAAAAGUCAUUCUUGUUUUGUUUAAAUAAAAAAAAAAAAUAACAUUGUAAAAUAUUAAUUUUGAUUAAAUAUUUCUUCUUAAACUUCAGGCAUGCUUAUAGUUGGAAACUUUUUAUCUUGAUCAAGUUUCUCGUGGGUAUUAGUGGAUUAUUUAAUAAAUUAGUUCAAAAAUAAAAAUAAAUUUUAAAAUAAUUUGUUUAAUAAAUUCAUAAUUGAUCAUUUCAGUAUGAAUUUUUCCACAAAGAGCAUAUGGGUUAUAAUAAGGGAUUGGAUUGAUGUUAUUUUUUAUUAUUCUUUUAAGGAAUAACAUCAUGCUCAAUUUGUGAAUCAUUUAUAAGCAAUUCGAUAUUCGAUUUUGCCAAAUAUUUAUUGGAUGAAAUAACUGUGUAAUAUAUGGAUUUAUACACGAUGAAUGAUUAAAAGAAUUCCUGAAUGCAAAUGUGACCAAACCUAAUAAAAGUUUCAUAAAAUUCGUGAUUUUUCAAGCAGAAACAUACCCAAAAGACCAAUGAAUGAACAUGAAAGUUUUGCCAAAACCGAGGAUGAUAUAUAUCUUGUCAAUAACUUCAAAAGUUCAUUUCAUAUAAAUGUUAAUUAAUUUUCUGCUUCAAUAUAGAGUUGUUAAUUGAAAUGAUUCAUAUUAUAAUGAGCCAUUUUUUUAUACUAUGCGCUUUGAGUAGAGUACUUUUUAAUCUAGUGUAUCGCUGAUUAAUAUUCAUUCAUUUACUAGAUAUCAUCGCUGCACCGGUAGAUUUUAGUUGAUAAUUCUCUAUGUAUAUAGAUUUGUAUCUUUAUUAGAUCAUCAUAAAUUGUUUUGUAAUCUUGUAAUAAAAAUCUAUUAAAUAUAAAAACAAAA
Messenger RNA from Chelonus insularis, 2705 nucleotides. RefSeq lists its product as uncharacterized. The record is from RefSeq and is a predicted model, not a curated record. The coding region runs from base 597 to 1649 and encodes 350 amino acids. Lineage: Eukaryota; Metazoa; Arthropoda; Insecta; Hymenoptera; Braconidae. The transcript is spliced from 5 exons.